AUGAACCCCUUGCCCUCAUCUCAGCCCGCCAACUCCCGCCGUCCACAUCGCCGCACCUCCAUUCACCGGCUCAGCACCAGCGGCUCCACAGAUUAUGUGCGUACACAGACCCCUCCCGCAGUAACGCCACGGGGAAGCGGGACCCACGCCAUCCCCCCAACCGUAAGGGACGAAAUCUACGAGAUCAACGAGAUCAAGCGCUACGAAGACUUCACGACCAUCGACUGGGUGCAGGAUGCCGUGCACGAGCAGGCGCGCCGGCGAGCGAAGCGUAAAGAUGGCUCGCGGUUCUGGGACCAAGAGGGUACGUUGGGAUGGAGAAGGAAAGUCAGCGAAUCGUAUGAUGCUGGCCAGUCGUGGCUGGUUGUCACCAUCGUUGGGGCUGCGAUUGGGUUGAAUGCGGCCUUUCUGAAUAUUGUCACGGAGUGGUUGGCAGAUAUUAAGUUGGGGUAUUGCACGACGGGAUUUUAUUUGAAUGAGUCGUUUUGCUGUUGGGGUGCCGAAGAUGGUUGUCCGGAGUGGCGGCGGUGGACAUCGAUAGCGCCAUUAGAUUACAUCGCAUACUUUAUAUUCGCGGUGCUUUUUGCGUUCUCUUCUGCCGUUCUUGUCAGCUCAUUUGCGCCAUAUGCUGCAGGGUCCGGCAUAUCGGAAAUCAAAGUUAUCAUUGCUGGUUUCAUCAUGAAAGGUUUCCUUGGGGCAAGAACCUUGAUUAUAAAAUCUUUGACCUUACCGCUGUCCAUUGCAUCUGGGCUCUCAGUGGGCAAGGAAGGCCCCAGUGUCCAUUUUGCCGUAUGCACUGGAAAUGUCAUUUCACGAUGGUUCAGCAAAUAUAAACGAAAUGCAGCAAAGACUCGGGAGAUCUUGACUGCCACAGCUGGCGCUGGAGUAGCGGUCGCCUUUGGUUCUCCUAUAGGAGGUGUUUUGUUUUCGUUGGAGGAAAUGGCUUCAUAUUUCCCCUUAAAAACGCUUUGGAGGAGUUAUUUUUGCGCUCUAGUGGCAACUGGAGUCCUUGCGGUCAGCUUGUAA
This is a messenger RNA of Histoplasma mississippiense, 1026 nucleotides long. RefSeq lists its product as hypothetical. The record is from RefSeq and is a predicted model, not a curated record. Bases 1 to 1026 code for a protein of 341 amino acids. Gene Ontology annotation, cellular component: endoplasmic reticulum; Golgi apparatus; membrane. Gene Ontology annotation, biological process: chloride transport; transmembrane transport; intracellular copper ion homeostasis. The transcript has 5 exons. Gene Ontology annotation, molecular function: voltage-gated chloride channel activity. NCBI's taxonomy places the organism in Eukaryota, Fungi, Ascomycota, Eurotiomycetes, Onygenales, Ajellomycetaceae.